GUUAGAUUUUGGGUAUUGGACACAGUUCUAAAAAAACACCAACUUCACUUGUUUGGGUUAGCACAAUUUUGAAAAUGUCUGUUGCUUCAGGUUGUUGUCUAAAAUGGUCUACUUCCGUGGGAGAUAUCGUUAAAAGAACAUCAACUCUUAUAAAUUAUGCUCGUUCAGUCUAUGACAAAGUGGGAUCAUCUAAACCGGAUACUUUUGAGUCAGUUGUUCUGCCUAUUUCUAUGUUCGAAGCUGAAUAUCAAACAGAAAGGAAUGCCAUAGAUUUCCCUCAACACACUUUCCCUUGUAAAGCUAUAAGGGAUGCCAGUUGUGACGCCACUCGCAAACUUUCCGAUGUUGAAGUAGAAUUAGAGUAAGUUGACUCAGUCUCCAUCUCGCGAUUUUGCGGUUUUCCUUAAAGUCAUGUGAAAACUCGUGGUUUCCCUCAAGCUUUGGGGUAAUAUUGUGGUGUCCUCAAAAUUUUGCCCGAAACAAAGAUUGGGGAGAUUGUUACAGCUUGUGCUCAUCAUGAUGUGAAUUAAACUUGUGUAAAUUUAGCUUGCAUAGCCUGUUAACUGCGACUAGUGAGAAAUGAUUAUAAUCAAGAUGCGAAAGGACGUAUUUGAGAAGUUUGUUUCAGUUCAAAAAAAUAUAGAUUCAUCAUUCUCCGAUGAAUAUCGUCGUUAUGUUGAUAGAAAAGUUCAACUCGGUCGGAGAAAUGGUCUUCAUCUGGAUGACGAUAAAAGGAAGUUGAUAGAAGCCUUGAAUAAGGAAGAAAAUCAAUUAUGCAUUGAUUUCCAACGUGCUCUAAAUGAAGAGAACACUUUGUUAGAGUUUACAGAUGAGGAAUUGACUGGAUGUCCUGCUGAUUUCAUUGAUGGUUUGAAAAAGCUCCCUUCCGGCAAACGUGAAGUAUCUCUCAAAUAUCCACACUACUUUCCGAUCAUGCAAAAAGCAUCUAAUCCAGAAACAAGGAGAACAUUAGAAACAGCUUUUAAUUCGAGGUGUGUUAAAGAAAAUACACCCAUAUUGAAACGUUUAAUGGAACUGCGAAAAGAACGUGCAACAAUUCUUGGUUUUCCUACACAUGCUGAUUUUAUGCUUGAUUUACGUAUGGCUAAAACUGCUCUCAACGUUGAUAAAUUUUUAAGCAACGUUGGGACUAAAUUAAAGGAAGCUCAAGUAAAAGAGACUGCACGUUUAUUGGAAUUGAAAAAAGAAGAGUGUGACCGUUUAGGAUAUACGUUUAAUAAUUGCUUAAAUCCAUGGGACACACGAUAUUAUAUGAAUAUGGUUAAAGAACGAGAUUAUUCCGUCGAUGAAGUGGCUCUGAAGAAAUAUUUUCCAUUGGCCACUGUAAAAUCAGGUAUAUUGCGAUUGUAUCAACAACUGCUUGGUUUAAGAUUUGAGCGUGUUUCGAAUGCAGAAGUUUGGCACGAAGAGGUAGAAAUGUAUUCAGUGAGUGAUUCUCAAUCUGAUAGUUUGUUAGGUUAUUUCUAUCUUGACCUGCAUCCACGUGAAGGUAAAUAUGGACAUGCAGCUGUAUUCGGUUUACAACCAGGAUGCCGUAGAUUAUUGAACUCCAAUAAUAUUACAGUGGAUGAACAUAGUCAUUCCCCAUCAUUAUUAACCUCUGAACGUCAAUUGGCUAUAGCAGCAAUGGUUGCUAAUUUCACUGCACCAGAUAAAGAAACUGGUGAAGGUUUUCUAUUACAUAGUGAAGUUGAGACAUUUUUUCAUGAAUUCGGUCAUUUGAUGCAUCAUAUUUGCUCACAUACUGAAACAGCUUUAUUUAGUGGUACAGCUGUAGAAACAGAUUUUGUUGAGUGUCCAUCACAAAUGCUGGAAAAUUGGGUAUGGAAUGUUGACGGACUGAAAGCGCUACUUGGUACAAAUGAUGAUCCAAUUCCAAAAGAUUUAUUAGCUAGUCUAAUUAAUUCACGUAUAGCAAAUGCUGGUCUAUUUUAUUCUCGACAAAUACUUUUAGCCUCAUUUGAUCAAGCCAUUCAUACAACGAACUGGGAAGAUGAUCCUCUAGUUACUUUUGCGAAUUUAAGUAAAAAAUGGUUGGGUAUUCAACCGAUACCAGAUACUUUUUGGCCUGCAUCUUUUGUUCAUUUAACUUGUGGUUAUGAUGCACGUUUCUAUAGUUAUUUAUUGAGUAGAGUAUACAGCACUGAUAUGUUUGAAUCACGUUUUCAAUGUGCUAUGGAUGGUGGUUGCUUAAGUAAAUCAGUUGGAAGAGAUUAUCGUGAGAAAAUUCUCCGUCCUGGUGGUUCUAAAGAUGCUGCAGAUAUGUUGAAAGAUUUUCUUGGACGUGAACCAAACGAUGAUGCUUUCUUCAAAUUAUUAAAUGUUAAUUUACCAUAAUUGAAGUCAUUUGUCUUUCAACUUUUAUUUUGUAAAGAGAUUUAAUU
Molecule: messenger RNA, 2405 nt
Organism: Schistosoma mattheei
Lineage: Eukaryota; Metazoa; Platyhelminthes; Trematoda; Strigeidida; Schistosomatidae
Source: the annotation of a GenBank genome assembly